Penicillium oxalicum is the source of this 2505-nucleotide messenger RNA. RefSeq lists its product as uncharacterized. The record is from RefSeq and is a predicted model, not a curated record. NCBI's taxonomy places the organism in Eukaryota, Fungi, Ascomycota, Eurotiomycetes, Eurotiales, Aspergillaceae. The coding region runs from base 1 to 2505 and encodes 834 amino acids. The transcript has 6 exons.
AUGCACACCAACAAGAGGAAAGAUGCUGGGUGGAUCGGAUCAUACGCCAAGCCUGAUGGGUCCGGCCUCACUUCCCGGCUUCAUCCUCUUCCUCCGCCAACUCGUGACGGUCAAUUUCGCAGCGGACGCGCCCACGGCUCUCUUAUCUUGGAUGCGCUCUACCAUGCCUCUCAAGGUGCGAAAUACACUACAAAGGAGCCUUUCCCGCUCCCUGGACAACGCGGGAGUCUUCUUUGCCCGUCCUGCUCAACCUGGCGCCGGCAACUCACAACCCGCGCCAGAAGCAUAGAGAAUACUGUGACACCGCGCCGAGGUGUCCAUGCUCUUCACAACACACGGUCGACUUCUCAGCGAAGCUUCACUACAUCCCCUACGAUAACGGCCGGGAAAUAUGUGCCUCCACAGUUCAAGGAACUCUACAAUGCGCUAAGUGAAGUCAAGGAUGCGGCCAUUGAGCAGGUGAGCUUGAGUCGCUUAUCGCUUGCGCUGCGUGGUCUGGAGUCCGAGGAGCCCUUGGUUCGAGUUGCUGUCCUUGGACUGGACAACGCAGAGGCUGCGCGCAAAUUGGUUCGGUUGCUUCUCGCCGACCCCCUCGGACCGCGCGAGGCAUGGGAGGAUACACUAGAGAGCUAUGAGUCCGAUCCUUCUCGUGGGUUGCUGAUUCGAUACGGCGAGACGUCCGAUUCCAUUCCCAAUGAUCUCCUUCCUACAAUUACUAUUCGCUCGCCCCUCCUCAAGAAGGGCAACAUUGAACUUCUCGUUAGUUCCAUUGGCUCUGAUCCCAAAGCAUCUGGUGUGACGCUUUCUGCCGAGUCAUUCCUCGUGCCCAACGUCGCUAUUCCCACAUCUCAUUCCGGGCGCCAGAACUUUGUUCGAUAUCCCGUGCAUUACAGUAUCAUCUGUGGAACCGGCGUCGAUGGCCUUUUGGGCUUUAGCGGCCUGAUGGGUCGAUCUAACCUUGAGAAUGAAGUGGCAUCUGUUCGUGGCGCCAUCAGCCUCUCUGGGGCGGGUCAAACCCAAAACAAGAGCGGGGUCUCCUUUGUUGAUCUCGAUCGCGCGACGGCGGCUCUCGAUAGGAUUCGAGAGUCGGUUCAGAAUGCAUCUGAAUACGAACGCGGAUGGAAUGGCAGCGGUGUUCAGCCUGUGAUCGACUGGCUGUCGACGGUCUCUCGCAAGGAAAGAGAGACUGCUUUGAGCCCUGCACUCGCUCCGCUUAUUGAGUCGCUACUGAAUGCGGCUGAGAAGGGGGUCACGGUUCGGGAGGCUGAGGCACUUCGCGAGCAAGCAGAAGGUACGGUGCCCGCGGAGGUUCGGUCUCAGCUUGAGAACGAAGUCAGCGUGUGGGCUGAGCAAGCGCAUUCGGAGCUGCGUAGCUCGCUCGAGGCAGGGUUUGCCAGUCCUCGCUGGCGCGGACUGGCAUGGUGGAAGCUGUUCUGGCGCGUUGACGAUGUGAGCAUGAUUACUUCCGAGAUUCUGGACAAACGAUUCCUUCGUCGUGCCGAGCGUGAGGUCAUUUGGACCUGGUCCACCGACGUCGGCUCUUUGGCCCACUCAAAUCUCCGAUAUGCGCAGCAAGCUGCUCUACGACAGUCCCCUCUCUGCAGGCUCUGGCGCAGAGGUCUCGUCUUCUUCAGUGUCUCCACUACCACCUUGACCUCUGCGCUUUCCGCGCUGACAUACGCCGCCGUUCCCUCUGCGUCAGUCUACGAAUCCUGUACUCUGGCAGCAGUCGGUCUGAUCUACUCGUUGCGCCGUCAGCAAAAGAAAUGGGAUGUUGCACGAGACUUUUGGGAGGAGGAAGUCCGGGAUGAGGGGCGCACAGCAUUACUCGAGACCGAAGCCCAACUGCGCAAGAUUGUCCGCGAGGGCGGCAAGCGGUUAGAAGUUUCGUCGGAUCGGCGGAUGCGAGAGCUCAUUGCACACACGCGCGCAAGACCCUUGAAGAGGUUCGGGCAUGAGUUCCGUCAUCACGUUCAACCUUAUCCACACCAGUCCCGGAAAGUCAUGUAUCUCAUGGUCAAGACCGCCUUGGGAAUACCGCAAAUGGUCAAGGUGAGGGAUGAGGUAUGUCGAAUCAAGAACACGGCCGACACAUUCAGCAGAAACGCGACGAGACAGUUGCCGAACAGAGUCGGGGCCCCCCAGAUCUGGAUACAGUCAAAGAUGGCCGGGGGACCAUCGACCAGCAUUGCGGCGAAGAGACAGAAUACCAUGCAGACUGGCGCAAAGUGGGAGUGCGGUGAGCGGGUCCAUUUUGACUCCCGAUGGACUGAGGAGGAGUUCGGAGAGGGCGAGACGGAUCGCCUCGCUGGCGAUUCCGGCGCAUUGGAUGAGGAUUCCGACGGUGUUGAAGUGGACUUCGCCGUAGGAAGAGAUGAAGACACCGAGGCAGAUGACCAGGAUGGUGAGGAAGAUGGCGAGGUCGAUGCGUUAGAGGCCGAGAAGGUUGCCGACGAGAAGCAUGACGACGGGGCCGAUGGACUGGAGGGGGGGAAGUGGGGAUGA